UGUGGGCCCCUCUGGCCGCCUGGAGGACUUGUCAUCUGUGUCCGGAGGCGUCUGGCGGCAGUGGGCGGGUCUAACGUAGGCGAAACAAGCUCUUCCUGUGCGCCUGCUCUGACUACUUUAGGUUUGUGGGAGCUUUUCGCAAUGGGGCUGCCGGAGGUGUGGAGCCUCGUACACAGGUUUAAUUCAUUCAAAAGGACUAAUAUCAUACUGCAACAUUUGAGAAUGUCUAACCACACAGAUGCAGCAGGAGAAGUACUAUUGGAAAGAAGAGGGUGUGCAGGAGUGAUAACACUAAACAGACCAAAGUCCCUAAAUGCACUGAAUCUUAAUAUGAUUCGGCAGAUUUAUCCACAACUAAAGAAUUGGGAACAAGAUCCUGAAACUUUCCUGAUCAUUAUAAAAGGAGCUGGCGGAAAGGCUUUCUGUUCUGGGGGUGAUAUCAGAGAGCUCUCAGAAGCCAGAAACGCAAACCAGAAGGUGACUCAAGAUCUCUUUAGAGAAGAAUAUACCCUGAACUAUGCCAUUGGUUCUUGCCAGAAACCAUAUGUUGCACUUAUUCAUGGAAUUACAAUGGGUGGGGGAGUUGGUCUCUCAGUUCAUGGGCAAUUCCGAGUGGCUACUGAAAAGUCUCUCUUUGCGAUGCCAGAAACAGCAAUCGGACUAUUUCCUGAUGUGGGUGGAGGUUAUUUCUUGCCACGACUUCAAGGAAAACUUGGUUACUUCCUUGCAUUAACAGGAUUCAGACUGAAAGGAAGAGAUGUGUAUAAGGCAGGAAUUGCAACACAUUUUGUGGAUUCUGAAAAGUUGGACAUGUUAGAAGAAGAUUUGUUAGCCCUAAAAUCGCCUUCAAAAGAAAAUGUUACAGAUGUCUUAGAAGCUUACCACACAAAGUCCAAGACUGAUCAAGGCAAGUCUUUUAUACUUGAGGAACACAUGGACAAAAUAAACAGUUGUUUCUCGGCCAAUACUGUGGAAGAGAUUAUUGAAAAUUUACAGCAAGAUGGUUCAUCUUUUGCCUUGGAACAGUUGAAGGUAAUUAAUAAAAUGUCUCCAACAUCCCUAAAGAUAACACUAAGACAACUCAUUGAAGGGUCUUCAAAGACCUUGCAAGAAGUAUUAAUUAUGGAGUAUCGGCUGAGUCAGGCUUGUAUGGGAGGCCAUGACUUUCAUGAAGGUGUUAUGGCAGUUUUAAUAGAUAAAGACCAGAGCCCAAAAUGGAAACCGGCUAAUCUAAAAGAAGUUACUGAUGAAGAUGUGAAUAAUUACUUUAAAUCUCUGGGAAGUAACGAUUUGAAAUUAUAAGGUGACUAGAUUUUUAAGGAAUUAUUUUGGAGCAGAUGUUGGCAAACUGUGUGGCACAUGGGCCAAAUCUGGCCUGCUGCCUGUUACUUAUUUUUCUACCAGCUCCGAAUGGCUUCUGCAUUUUUAAAUGGCUGGAGGAAGAAAUCAAAGACUGAUAUUACAUGACAUGUAAAAACAUGAAAUUCUAAUACCAGUGUCCACAAAUAAAGCAUUAUUAGAACAUAGCUAUAUACUUCUCUCUUUACAUAUUAUCUGUGGGUGCUCUGAGUAGUUGCAACGGAGAUUGUCAGGCUUGCAAAGCCUAAAAGAUUUACUAUGGGAUCCUUUGAAGAAAGUUUGCCAACCCCUGCUUUAUAGAUGGGAAAAUUUGAAAUUCUUUAGAGAUUAUUGAGUUGAAAUCUCUAAUUGAAAUGGGAACCUUGUGUUUUGGCUUUGGGCAGUAGUUUGUACACUGAUUAAAUAAACCUAUGUGUAGAUUAA
Molecule: messenger RNA, 1782 nt
Organism: Hyaena hyaena (striped hyena)
Lineage: Eukaryota; Metazoa; Chordata; Mammalia; Carnivora; Hyaenidae
Gene: HIBCH
Product: 3-hydroxyisobutyryl-CoA hydrolase
Exons: 14
Coding region: 142-1302 (386 amino acids)
Biological process (GO): L-valine catabolic process
Cellular component (GO): mitochondrion
Molecular function (GO): 3-hydroxyisobutyryl-CoA hydrolase activity
Source: RefSeq, a predicted model, not a curated record